This is a messenger RNA of Neodiprion virginianus, 2614 nucleotides long. Its product is annotated as monocarboxylate transporter 13-like. The record is from RefSeq and is a predicted model, not a curated record. Bases 198 to 2036 code for a protein of 612 amino acids. NCBI's taxonomy places the organism in Eukaryota, Metazoa, Arthropoda, Insecta, Hymenoptera, Diprionidae. Gene Ontology annotation, molecular function: monocarboxylic acid transmembrane transporter activity. Gene Ontology annotation, biological process: monocarboxylic acid transport; transmembrane transport. The transcript has 5 exons.
CUCUCAAGUUUACCUCAAGUUUUUCCAAAUUUCCAUAUUGAGCUAUCUUAUUUGUUGCUAUUUUAUGUUCAGUGUGAUUUGAAUAAUGACACACGUUUUAAUGUAGUACGAUUAACAAUACAGGGAAAUUCUUGUAGAUUGAAAAUAAUUAACAGGUACUAAACAAGGAACAAGAUGUCAAGAUUUUCUAAUUGACUAUGGCAGUGAAAGCAAAAAAAACGAAGCUGGUACCUCCUGACGGAGGCUGGGGCUGGGUCGUUUUAUUCUCAGCAUUAACUGUUAACUUUCUUAUCCCUGGAACUGUGAAGUCGUUCGGUGUGCUGUUUGUAGAAUUUUUGCAAGUUUUCAAAGCAUCCCCUACAGCAGCGUUAUGGAUGCCAGCACUCUGCUAUUUUUUAUAUAGUUUUUUAGGUCCGUUAUCAAGCAUUCUGUCGAUGAAAUAUUCUUACCGAACUGUUACGCUUAUUGGUGGUACAUUUGCUGCAGGAGGAAUGAUGCUGAGUUAUUUCGCAAAUUCCGUCAGUUAUCUUUAUCUCAGUUAUGGAGUAAUGGUUGGCAUUGGAGCAGGUUUAUCAUUUCCUCCAACAGUAUACAUAGUUACCGCUUAUUUUGAAAGAUUACGGGGAUUUGCUAACGGGCUCUGUAUAUCCGGAAGUGCUAUUGGGACUAUUGUUUUACCACCUUUCCUACAGUAUCUACUUGAUCAUUUUGGAUACAGAGGAGCUGUAUUACUCAUGGGUGGUAUCACCUUAAAUACAUGGAUUUGUGCUCUGUUAUAUCACCCUGUUGAACAACACAUGAUAAGAGUUCCUAUUACGCCGGAGGAUGGAGUGGAUAACGAAGCAUUGACUUUGGACGAAAUGCCCAGUAAUAAGAAAUCGAAUAACAUUUUAAAACAAGAGAGCUUCAAAUCCACUAAUGAAAUUGAUAUGUCAAUUUCUGGAAAUUUGCAUUUCCUGAAUUUGGCCCAAGCACUAGAGGGAGUUCAAAACUCUUCACUUAUCAACGAAAGAAACGAGGGAUUAGAUGAAAAAGAAGACGUAAAAGUUAACGAAAGUUCUGAUAUUGCUACAAACGGAAUACGCAAUACAGCAUUUGAUAAUUCCAAUGUAGAACCUAAAGACAAUAUUGUGACUGGCAAGAGUGUGAACAGUGCUUGUCCCAAUACACCGCACAUAAGUAGAAAUAGUUCAAUGCGACACAGCUGUUUAAAUUAUGAAAAUUAUCGUGUCUCUCGUCAACAUAGCAUUGUUUCUGAAAUGGGUACUAUAGCUUUAAACCAAAGAUUAAAUGUUCCUGGAAUGUUCAAGUGCCUCUUCAAAACCCAUUCGUCUAAAAGUAAAAAUACCACAGCUGCAGAUAUAGAGCAAGUAAAACAAUCCAACAGCAAUGACUCGGAAAGCGAAGCACCAAUGAAAGAUAAAAAAAAUUUCUUUGAUUUUAGCGUCUUGAAAGAUCCAAUUUACCUACUUAUCCUCAUUUCAAACUCCACCUCUGCAAUAAGUAAUACGAAUUUUAUGAUAUUAUUACCAUCAUAUGCAAUAUCGCAAGGCUUUGAUAAAAAUAUGUCAGCUCUAUUACUGUCCAUUGUUUCUGCCUUAGAUUUGGUUGGGCGCAUAGGUGGAUCAUCCUUAUCAGACAUCGAUUUUAUACCAAAGUAUUACUAUUUUGUGGGUGGACUUGGAAUGAGCGGUAUCGCCUUAGCUUUACUUCCUAUGGCCACCAGUUACACAAUGCUAUCAUUUUUUUGUGCUUUAUUUGGACUUUCGUCGGGAAUGUAUAUUGGAAUAACAACUGUGAUUUUAGCAGAUAUGCUUGGCACUGAGAAAUUAACAUCAUCUUAUGGGAUUUCUUUGUUUGUCAACGGUGUGCUUCAGCUGAUUGGUCCACCGCUUUGUGGUGUAAUUUUUGAGCAAAUUGGUUCAUACAAACCAAUAUUUCUAGCAUUUGGAAUUAUACUGAUAUUGGGGACUGCUUUAUGGGCGCUAUUUCCCAUGAUAAAGCGAAACCACAGAAAAGAAAUAGAUAGCGAAUAGACGAAUUUAUCUAGACAACUAGACACAAUUAUGGUAAUUCUAUAAUUUUUUGUUAUAGAUUUGGACACAAACCUUAUUUUUUAACUCAUAGCUAUAAUUUUUAAUCCAUACGUUUAUGUAUUCGACUCUCAAUCUUUUAAUCCCUAAACAUAUCCCUAGUAUUAAUUCUGUAACUGAUCGUGUUAUGGGAAUCUUUCUGAUUACUGCAAAAAGCACUUAUUUUAUUGCAUGACAAAGCAUAUUGCAUUUUGCUCCUGUAUAAGGAUUUUGCACUGUUGAAUUGCACUUAAGUUAGCGUAAGGUAAUAGCAUGAAUGCAGUUAGUUGAAUUGACAUUAAAUUUUUUAUUUACUGAUUCUGCACGGUUAAAUUCGUAUUUAUUUCUAGUCAUGUAUAUUUAAGAAUGUACAAACACAUGAAGCCGUCCGUCACUUGUUGAUACUCCUUACCUUGUGUAGUAACUAGUAAGUAGGAGGAACUAUGAAGGGUAAAAUUUAUCCACCAUAAAAGUAAAAUUUGCUAUGUACUUCAAGAGUAUAAUAAAGUACUAAUCGCCAUCUGAUGGAUUUACAUUCGAAA